AUGUCUUACCAGGAACAGCAGUGCAAGCAACCCUGCCAGCCUCCUCCUGUGUGUCCACCACCAAAGUGCCCUGAGCCUUGUCCUCCCUUGGUGUGCCCUGAGCCUUGUCCUCCUCCAAAGUGUCCUGAGCCUUGUCUUCCCCCACCAUGUCCCCCUCCCUCAUGCCAGCAGAAAUGCCCUCCUGUGCAACCUCCUCCACCCUGCCAGCAGAAGUGCCCACCCAAGAGCAAGUGA
This is a messenger RNA of Mus caroli (Ryukyu mouse), 234 nucleotides long. RefSeq lists its product as uncharacterized. The record is from RefSeq and is a predicted model, not a curated record. NCBI's taxonomy places the organism in Eukaryota, Metazoa, Chordata, Mammalia, Rodentia, Muridae. Gene Ontology annotation, cellular component: cornified envelope.